Molecule: messenger RNA, 378 nt
Organism: Capsicum annuum
Lineage: Eukaryota; Viridiplantae; Streptophyta; Magnoliopsida; Solanales; Solanaceae
Product: antifungal protein ginkbilobin-like protein
Exons: 2
Coding region: 1-378 (125 amino acids)
Cellular component (GO): plasmodesma
Source: RefSeq, a predicted model, not a curated record
AUGUGUUGGUUUAGUAGCUUUGUGAGAAGUGAACCAAAUACCAAAGUAGAGAACUAUAUUUGCAAUGGCAAUGUGUAUGAUAAAACUGGUCCAUUUUCACUAAGUUUGGCUUAUGUUGUUGAAGGAUUACAAAAUGUGACACCAAAUCAAGGUUAUGAUUACUACAUAACAUCUCCAUAUCCUAAUGAUGCUUUAGCUUAUGGCCAUGCUACUUGCAACUCCAUAAUUGAAUUUUCAGAUUGUGGACUUUGUCUAAGUAGUGCAAAAUCAUUCUUGUUGAGUACUUGUGAUGGUAGCAUUGGUGGUCAAGUCCAAUUUGGUGAUUGCUCAAUGAGAAAUGGGAGCCUACAAGAGCGUGACAAGCGAAUUCGCCGUUGA